Lycium barbarum (goji berry) is the source of this 1304-nucleotide messenger RNA. RefSeq lists its product as uncharacterized. NCBI's taxonomy places the organism in Eukaryota, Viridiplantae, Streptophyta, Magnoliopsida, Solanales, Solanaceae. The record is from RefSeq and is a predicted model, not a curated record. The coding region runs from base 648 to 1304 and encodes 218 amino acids. The transcript is spliced from 2 exons.
GGGCUACAGUUAACGCCUGAAGAAAACUUACGACAUGAUUCUACCAUUCAAACAUCUCCUCCGAAACAUGAUGAUGAGUCAAUUAAGGUAAAAUGAGUUUGUGACGUGAAAUCCAUCUUUUAAAGUUAUGUUGUUGUGCAUUGUAUGCACAAAAAAGUAUAUGGUUGCCAUGUUCCAGUAUUAAAUUUUAAAGUUAUGUUUUCCUCGGUAUUUUCUAUUUUACAAACUUUCGUAUUUUAUGGCGUUUCGUUUGUAUUUCACUGGUACAAUUGUCUAUUUUACAAACUUUUUUUUUUUUGUAUUUCUAUGUAUUUCCACCCCCACAGAAUCAAUCUAAUCCUGGCCCUAUUUCUGUGUAUUUAGUAAUUCUCCAACCUUAUAUUUUUAUGUUAUGAUUUUGUUUUAAAUUUUGAUUUUUUCUUAUUCAAAAGGGUGUUGGACCAAAUUUACAUGAGGAAGUUCCGAAAAUUGUAGUAACCGCCGAAAAUUUAAGAGCAGAUACACGUAAAGCUUCAUCUGAAGAGAUUAAUCGGGCGGACGAAGGAUCUUUCAAUUCAACAGAGGUAAAUUUUACAUUCAAUCUUAUAGAUCUUUUCAAGAUACUGCUAUACUUAACAUUUAUUAAAUCUCCUUUUUUUUUUUAGGGAAUGGUCGCAGAGAUGCUCAUUGAGUUGCCUCUAGAAACUCGUGUACCAGAAGCAGGUGCGGGAAUACAACCCGGGGACAUCACUGAUCAUUCAAUUUUAGAGACUCCACACAGGUUCGAUGAGAACAUUACUAAGUCACAAUGGUUGAUCCCUGACGAAAUGUUACCAAGCCAAAUAGGUUCGUCAGGAUUAUCUGUGUUUCAUCAAACUGGUCACAAAGGAUUUGUUAUGCCAGUAAUGUCUGCUGAUAAAGGAAUACAACAGCCAGUGAUUAAUGCGGAAGUCGUAAUUGCUCAACCAGAUGUUAUUCCAACUAGGAUAGUCAAACCUAGUAAAUACUUCAGUUCACCUUACAUGACCAAUUACGGCUCUGCAGAAGCUUCUGUUCAAGACCCCACACCUUCCAUAUUUGAAAAGAAGCAUCCAUUUGUUGAAGAUCCAAUUAAUGGCCCGCGAAAUACUUCGCUUAUUCAACAAUACCGGAAUUGGCUUGAACAGGAUCUACUUCUAAGGCAUGAUAAAAAAAAGGGUAAGGAAAGCCGUUACAAAAAGAAUAAGCAAGCUUUGGAUCCAGAUGACAUCAAUUUUGGCUUCAAUUUUGGUGUGUUACAUGUUGACGACAAAAACUGGUUCUAUCUCUUAUCGAUGAAUGGAUAG